AUGGCGACUCCCGUGAAUACCACAGCAGUCCCCAGCACGGCAGGCGAAGCCCAUGAACUUGAGAAGAGCCAACCGAUCAACGAGGUGGAAACCGUAGCAUUGUCAACCACAGAAGACAGGAAGUUGCUCAGACGCAUCGACUUGUGUCUUUGCCCCCUAAUGUUUUUCACAAUGACGCUUCAAUACAUGGACAAGCAGGCACUUCCCACAGCGUCUAUCUUGGGGAUCAUCCAGGACCUUAAUCUGUCCGGCAGACAGUAUUCGUGGGCGAGCUCGAUCUUUUGGUUCGGCUACCUAGGUUUCACCUAUGCCACUCCAUAUAUAAUGGUUCGGCUGCCUAUCGGCAAAAAACUCACAGGCCGCAGCGUUGGCUGGGCAGUCAUCAUCGGAUGUCACGCGGCAGUCAAGAACUUUGGAGGCCUCAUGGCUGUUCGUGUCCUAUUAGGAAUGGCUGAAGCUGCAGCAAUUCCUGGAUUUAGUUUAUUGAUUGGCAUGUUCUAUAAACGCCAGGAGCAUGCACUGAGGCACGGGUAUUGGUUUAUCGGGAAUUCGCUCGGAAUUAUCAUUAAUGGCUUGGUGGCCUUUGGGGUUGCUCAUAUUCAGUCCGGUAUUGGUGCUUGGAAGUGGCUAUUCGUGACCCUAGCCGUCAUCACCUUCGUAUGGGCGGUGGCAAUGUUCUGGCUCCUACCUGACACGCCGGUAACGGCGAAGUUCUUGUCCACAGAACAAAGGGUCCAUGCGGUAGAGCGCCUGCGGAGCAACCAAACGGUAGUCAAGAACAGACAAUUCCAAUGGUAUCAGUUCCGAGAGGCAUUAGUCGAUCCUCGGAUCUGGCUGAUUGUUCUCUUCCUGAUAGCUGUGUCUAUAUGCAGUAGCGCUAUUGCCGCGUUCACUCCUAUUGUAAUUGUGGGGCUCGGCUACGACGUCUUUCAGGCUAAUCUCUUCAACCUCGCUCUUGGUGGCAUCCACGGCGGCUUCGGCAUCGCUGCGACCUAUCUCUGUUCACGUUACAAGAAUGUUCGAUGCAUUACGUGUGCCGCUCUAUGUACAGUGAGUCUCGCCGGAGCUCUUCUGGUCCAAUUCGGCCCCAACAUCGGUAGCAGGUUGUUUGGAAUCUUGAUCUUCUGGGCCUAUCCGUGCACGGUCGCGAUUGCCUUCUCUCUGGUCGCUUCUAAUGUGGCGGGCUUUACCAAGAAGAGUGUCGCCACAUCGAUGGCCACUCUCGGCUAUUGCGGAGGCAACAUGAUCGGUCCAUUUCUUUUCUUCCCUCGUGAGAAGCCCAAGUAUCAGUCUGGUUUCACGGCGACAGCUUGCUGCUUCGGUAUUGCCGUUGUGAUCAUGCUGUGCUUGUUGGCCUUGACCCGUUAUGAGAACAGCCGCCGCGACAGGGUAUUUGGCGUGGUUGAUGAGUCUACCCUUGAGAUGGUCGAGGAGGAGGUUUCCAUCACUGAUCGCACCGAUGGCGAGAAUUCAGUCUUUCGCUAUAUGAUGUGA
Exophiala mesophila is the source of this 1494-nucleotide messenger RNA. RefSeq lists its product as uncharacterized. Bases 1 to 1494 code for a protein of 497 amino acids. NCBI's taxonomy places the organism in Eukaryota, Fungi, Ascomycota, Eurotiomycetes, Chaetothyriales, Herpotrichiellaceae. Gene Ontology annotation, biological process: allantoate transport; tripeptide transport; dipeptide transport. Gene Ontology annotation, cellular component: plasma membrane. Gene Ontology annotation, molecular function: dipeptide transmembrane transporter activity; allantoate transmembrane transporter activity. The transcript is spliced from 8 exons. The record is from RefSeq and is a predicted model, not a curated record.